This is a messenger RNA of Centropristis striata (black sea bass), 1325 nucleotides long. Its product is annotated as craniofacial development protein 2-like. The transcript has a single exon. The record is from RefSeq and is a predicted model, not a curated record. NCBI's taxonomy places the organism in Eukaryota, Metazoa, Chordata, Actinopteri, Perciformes, Serranidae. The coding region runs from base 246 to 1325 and encodes 359 amino acids.
UAAACUAAAAUGUAGGGGAUCUCGGAGCAGCAGUGGGCCCCAGAGGUGAGGUGUGCAGGCCCACCUGUGUGUGGACACGCCCUGACGCCUUGCCAACCACUGUCCCAGCUAUGGGUAAAUAGCAUGGGCAGAUGGGGCUCAUAGCCAUGGAAGGCAACCCAUCUAGGAGAAGGACACUCUGAAAUAAAACCAGGACUGCGAGGAGUUGCGCCCCACGGUCCUUAAUCAGCAUAGUAAAGCCAACCAUGGAGAACAAAGUCAUCCUAAAUCCUAUACUUCCAGCGGCGGGAGUCCGCUGGAACACCGCAACAGAUGGUGGUACUGGUCCUCCUCUGGGAGGACAUUAUGACGACAGGACCUUAAACCCGCAAGGGAGGGUCCUGUCCGAUCACAGCACCCCAUCCAAUGCACUCUUGCGUUGUCGGCGACCAUUUGUAAUGGGAACCUUCAACGCAUGUACAGUGAGAGAAGAAGCUAGACUGGUGGAGCUAGCACACUGUGCUCAGGAGCAGGGAGUGGAGAUCCGGGGAAUCCAGGAACACAGAAGAGUACACACUGAAGACCGGAUCGUGUACCACAGAGUGGUGAGAUGCACGCUCAUCACUUCAUCUGUGUGGCGAAACGAGGCCCAGGCUGCAACAGGGGGCGUAGGGCUAAUGCUGGGUUCUCUGGCACGUAAGGCUCUCCGUCGGGUUUACCAUCACACCGACAGGAUCCUUAUCGCAGAGUUCUCUGGCAACCCAGUAACAACAGUCAUAGUCGUGUACUCACCCACCAACGUGGCACCAUCUGAGGAGGUGGAGAAGUUCUAUGAGGACCUCACAACAUCGGUCCGAGACAUCCCAGCGCACAACUUCCUGGCAAUCCUGGGUGACUUCAAUGCAAGGCUCGGUCCAGAGGACGUACCCUUCCCUUACCACGACUCUACCAAUCGUAAUGGCACGCACCUUACUGCUCUUCUCAUGGAACACCAGCUCCUGGCAGCGAACACCAUGUACAGGAAGAGAGCAGGCAAGCGAUGGACCUUCCGAGACCGAGCCACAGGUACUGUACGUCAGCUGGACUACAUACUUGUGAGGCAAAAGUGGAGGAGCUCCAUCUUGAAUGCUGAACCGUACAGCACAUUCAGCUCUGUGGGAUCUGACCACCGCGUGGUCUCCAUGAGGGUGCGACUGAGCCUCAGGGUCCCCAAGCAAGCCCCAAGAUCCGGCGCAACUGGAAGGCAUUCACAGCUGAUCCUGGCCUGCAAGCCAGGUACACGGAGGAGGUCAGGAGGCGCUUUCAUCAGCUGGACAUGGGAGCUGAGCCCAACAGUGAAUACAUGA